Saprolegnia parasitica CBS 223.65 is the source of this 2951-nucleotide messenger RNA. RefSeq lists its product as hypothetical. The record is from RefSeq and is a predicted model, not a curated record. The transcript has 10 exons. The coding region runs from base 63 to 2951 and encodes 962 amino acids. Gene Ontology annotation, molecular function: calcium ion binding. Lineage: Eukaryota; Oomycota; Saprolegniomycetes; Saprolegniales; Saprolegniaceae.
CGACGCUGUCGCGCCAGCUGAGCAAGUCGCAGCGCGAGGCCAUCGGGCGAUUGCGCAUCAACAUGGGCAAGGCGCGGCCCAUGGACACCGAGGCCCAGUCCCGCACCGAGUUUAAGGCCAACUUGGGUCUCGCCAUGCGCACGGGCCUCGGCGUCCUCAUCGCAUCUGCUUUUGUCACCAAGGCCGCGGGCGAGCACACGCCGGCGCGCCCGAAUAUCUGGGUUUGUUUCCCCGAGUGGUACAUCCUCGGCGGCAUCAACUUCAUCGCGGUCGCCUGUGUCUUUGCCGCGGGCCGCAACAUUGGCGCGACCUUGCGCGAAGUCUUCCAGCAAAAGCUCGGCGUUUUCCUCGCGUUCGCCUUUAACGCGGUGCUCUUUCACUGCUUCCAGCCACGGCUCUUUUACAGCGACGCCGAAGUGCAAGCUGCCGUGCUAGACGGCACGCUCCUCCGAAUCACCACGUCGUUCAGCGGCACACCGUACUAUGUCAACAACGGCGACGUCGUGACCGUGCUGCCGUUCAUGAUGGCCUUCAACGCGUUUAUUCUCCUCCUGCCCUUUGAAGCCGGGACGAAGAAGUUUUCGAUGGUCAACAACCUCAUUUUUGCCUUGACGGUCGUGAGCCCCAACGACUACAGCGACCCGUCCCAGCUCAAGGACGCGGCCCACGGUCUCUACGCGAGCCCGAUGAUCGUCAAGAACCUAUUUAUCUACAUGUGGCUCGGGCUCAUCGGCGCGUUCCUCUCGUUUCUCGUCGUCUGGGUGCCCUACCCCAUCUUUGCGAUUCGAAAGCUCCAGGCACAGACCUUGUCGGCGGCCGACACGAUCCACGACCUCCUGCACCUUGUCGUCGACGCCUACUGCUUCAAGAAGAAGAACGUCGAGCACAUGCACUUUUUGCGCACCAAAAUCAAGCGCAAAUUCGAGCUCGCGGCGCUCCAGAAAGACGCAAUGACGGGUCUCCUCAACGACGCUUGGUGGGAACAGAUUCUGGCGAUCACCAAGCCGUACAUUGACCUCUACGCGUCGCUCCUCGACACGCUUCGUGCGAUGAACCAAGCGCUGCAGCUCGAGCACUACGACCGUCUCCACACGUCGUUCAUGGCGGCGCUCCAGCAAGAUGUUUGCGGCGUUCAAGUCCGCGCGAUCGCUCUCCUCCGCGAGAUUUCGCUCGAAGUCCACGCCAACCAUACAGACCUGCAGUUGACCCAGCUGCGUACGCUGCAGGCCGAGAUGGAGGCACUCUUGAUACGCUUCCAAGCGACGCAGACCAAGCUCUUCCUCACGAUGCACCCGACGCCGUCCGACGUUGAAGGCAAUAUCCCGCUCAACCUCUUCCUCUUUGGCCUCCAGUCGCUCUGCGCGACGAUGGCCGAGUUUCCCGCCAAGGUCCGCAACGAAACCCACCACACGCCGUCGCGCAUUCUCAACUUUCUCAAGCGGUCGUUCUGGUCGUUUGUGGAUCCGCGCAAGCUGACGCCGACGCGGUUCCAGAUUGCGUUCAAAGUCUGGCUCGCGCUUCUUCUCUCCAGUCUUCUCGCCGUGUACGUUUUUGGCUUCUCGUCCACGGCGCCGACGACAAUUGCCUACGUCAUGGGCAACCAGAUUGGCGGCUCGUUUGGUAUCUCGCUGUUUCGAGCGGUCGGCGUCGUCGCCGGCGUCAUCGUGCCCUCAAUCGCGCUCUUCUUCGUCUGCACCUACAGCGGCGAGCACACGGCGGUGAUGCUGCUCCUUCGGAACCUCUUCUUCUUUGUAUGGACGACGGCGUCCAUGUAUGUGAAAUGGAAAGGCGGUCUCGACUCGUACGCGGGGCUUGUCUCGGCCUUUAUUGCCGCCGGCAUUUUGCUACCGGACGACAUUUGCCCCGCUCCAGGGUCCUUGUCGUCCUAUGCCAACGUCGUGCAAAUGACGCUCGGUGUCCUCCUCAUCAGCGCCUACAAGCUGCUCCGUCGCAACGUCCGGACGCACCUCACGCUCUGCCAAGGCGCGUUUACCGCGCUUGUGGAGCACACCCUCAUGUGCGACGGCACCAUCGACAGUGCGCACUUGGCGGCGGUCAAGGCGGCGCUGCAGACGACGCGUCUCAACGACCAGCGCAUCUUGCUCAAGGAAGCGCUCUUUGAGCCGCGUCUGUGGCGUCCGGCCUUCUCCCAACCAAAAUACACGGCGAUCGUCGACGGCUGCCAGCGCCUUCUGACCAACACGACGAUUCUGUUCCAGCUCGUCGAGUGGUUCCAGCGCCGGCACGCGUCCAUCGCGUCGUACAAUUUCUCGACGCUCGAGCUCGUGCCCUCGAUCCACGAGACGUUCGAGACGCUCCACACUCUCUUUGGCGCGCAAUUCCAGUUUGCCGACGCCGACCAGACGGCCCUCUUUGUGCAGAUGAAGGAGGCGUUCCAGAUCGCGGACAAGCAGUGCAGCGGCUUUGUCGACGCCAGCGACGUCAAGGCGCUGCUUCUGCACGUGUUUGAGCAGUCGGGGGUCUUGCCGAUGGAUGCAAUCGACGACUACGUGGCCGACUUUAUGGAGAUCGUCAACCAAGACAAGUCGGGCCACGUCUCGCUCGACGAGUUCAUGCGCGCGCUUGAGAACGGUCUUUUGCUCGAAGUCGAGGUCCUCCCGACGCAACGCAGCGGUCGACCGCCCUCGGCGACGAGACUGCAAGAAAUCUCGGUUGACGCCAGUCCACUUUUGACGCCGAGCACGCGGAUCCCCCACGUCUUUGACGACGGCGUUAUCUGUCGCGCCCACGACAUUUUGGACGUUGAGACGUUCUCGCUGUUGCACGCCGCCGACGCCAUGCGCCGGUCGUACGCAUCGUGGCUGCUGCUGGACGACAGGUACAAGGGGCUGGCACUGGAAGAGCUCCUUCUUCUCAACAGUCUUGUGAGUGGCGUGAGCGGCCUUGCACGCAACUUGGCGCUGCUCGAAGAGACCGUCGUACAACCCUAA